Molecule: messenger RNA, 1761 nt
Organism: Gastrolobium bilobum
Lineage: Eukaryota; Viridiplantae; Streptophyta; Magnoliopsida; Fabales; Fabaceae
Product: galactoside 2-alpha-L-fucosyltransferase-like
Exons: 2
Coding region: 14-1696 (560 amino acids)
Biological process (GO): cell wall biogenesis; xyloglucan biosynthetic process
Cellular component (GO): Golgi apparatus; membrane
Molecular function (GO): galactoside 2-alpha-L-fucosyltransferase activity
Source: RefSeq, a predicted model, not a curated record
CAGUGCAGUUCACAUGAAGAGGCUUCAUAGGAAUCACGACGACGAAAGCUUCUCAGAUUUGGACAGUCGAUCCUCCUCAGUUUCCAUAAGGAAAAGCUCCUUUUUCAGUUUGACGCGCCUCAUGUCUUUCUUUCUUGUUUCUCUCUUUCUUUUCUCACUCUCCUUCCUUCUUCGUCACGAUGCUGUGCCCCAUUCAUCUCCAACAACAACAACAACUUCUAUUCUGCAACUCAAACAAACUCAACAAGGUUUGAACAGUAAUGCCUCUGAUUCUAUUGAGUUGCUAAAUGAUAAACUACUCGGUGGCCUUCUAACAGCUGGGUUUGAUGAAAGAUCUUGUCUAAGUAGGUAUCAUUCAGUCGCAUAUCGCAAAGGAUUAUCAGGAAAUCCUUCUUCUUACCUCAUUUCUAGAUUAAGAAAAUACGAAGCUCUCCACAAAGAAUGUGGACCUUCUACUAAAUCCUAUGAAAAAAUGGUGAAAGAUCUUAGGUCUGGUCAUUUAAGUGAGUCCUCAACUUGUAAAUAUGUAGUAUGGAUUUCAUAUAGUGGGUUAGGAAAUAGGAUAUUGACCUUAGCUUCUGCAUUUCUUUAUGCUCUCCUCACAAACCGUGUUCUAUUGGUUGAUCCUGGAGUUGAUAUGAUCGAUCUCUUUUGUGAACCAUUUCCAGAUGUGUCCUGGUUUCUUCCUCCUGAUUUUCCUCUUAACAGUAAAUUAAAUAAUUUUAAUCAGAAAUCUGCUCAAUGUUAUGGAAAAAUGCUGAAAAAUAAAUCAAUUACAAAUGCCACUGUGUCACCUUUUAUCUACCUUCAUCUAGCCCAUGACUAUGAUGAUCAGGAUAAGCUUUUCUUCUGUGAUGAAGACCAACAUUUUCUCCAGAAAGUACCUUGGUUAGUGGUGAGAACAGAUAAUUACUUUAUCCCAUCUCUAUUCUUGAUGCCAUCUUUUGAGCGGGAACUGAGUGAACUCUUUCCAAACAAGGAAACAGUUUUCCAUUUCUUAGGUAGAUAUCUGUUCCGCCCCACGAACAAAGUAUGGGGACUUGUUAUCAGAUACUAUCAAGCUUAUUUAGCUAAUGUUGAUGAAAGAGUAGGCAUCCAGAUUAGAGUGUUUGACACUGGAACUGGGCCAUUUCAACAUGUAUUGGAUCAGAUCUUAGCUUGUAUUUUGAAGGAGAAUCUUUUGCCUGAUGUUGACCGGAAGCAGGAUAUUAUUAGUUCAUCAGGAAAGCCAAAUUCAAAAGCUGUGCUGAUGACAUCCUUAAGCACUGGUUAUUUUGAAAAAGUAAGAGACAUGUAUUGGGAAUAUCCUACCGUGACAGGAGAAGUUGUUGGCAUUUAUCAGCCAAGCCAUGAAGAAUAUCAACAAACAGAGAAGCAGAUGCACAACCAAAAAGCUUGGGCAGAAAUGUAUCUUUUGAGUUUAACUGAUGUGUUGGUCACUAGCUCAUGGUCUACUUUUGGCUAUGUGGCGCAGGGGCUUGGAGGUUUAAAACCAUGGAUACUUUACAAACCUGAGAAUGAAACAGCCCCUGAUCCUCCUUGUCAACGUGCCAUGUCAAUGGAGCCGUGUUUCCAUGCUCCUCCCUUCUAUGAUUGCAAGGCUAAGAGAGGAACUGACACAGGUGCACUUGUUCCACAUGUAAGGCACUGUGAGGAUAUGAGCUGGGGUCUUAAGCUUGUAGACAAUUAUGGUUAGCUUGUUCCCCAUGACUGUCAAAACUUGCUUAGAUUGUUGCAAAUUUUGUUGUGCGAUAGAAUUAA